AUGAUAACGCUAUUUAUGUAUUUAAUAUCAAGCCGGCAUAUUUAUUUUGUUGUUCUUAGUAUUUUAUAAUAAGACAGUAAAAUAAUAAAUAAAAUAAUUAAAAAUGUCUAAAGUGGCAUCACGCCUAAAAAAAACAAAAAAACUUAUGGACAAAAUUGACCAUAGUUCUAAAUUACGAACAAAUAUACCAGCUGGUUUAGCAUCACCAAGUCCACCUCUAGGUUCACAACUUGGACAGAGGAAUGUAAAUAUUGCUAAUUUUGUUAAAGACUUUAAUGAAAAAACCGCACAUAUUAAACAAGGCAUACCAAUACCAUGUAGAGUUAAAGUAUUACCUGAUAGAACUUAUGAUCUCGUGAUGCAUUUACCUCCAACAGGGUAUUAUCUAAUGCAAGCUGCUGGAAUUCAAAGAGGUGCUAUGAAUUCAGCAAACGAAAUUGCUGGUAAAAUAACAUUGAAACAUCUUUAUGAAAUAGCCAAAAUAAAAUCUCAGGAUCCACCAUUAUCUUUGCUUACUCUGCCACAAAUAACGCAAAUGUUCGUUAAUAUUGCAAGAACAAUAGGUAUUAAAAUUGUCCGUGACUUAGAUCCUGAAGAGUAUGGUCAAUUUUUGAAAGAACGAGAAGUUAUUGUUGCUGAGCAAAAGAAAGCACUGCAGGAAGCCAAAGAAGCUAAAAUGUUGCGAACGGCUUAGUUCAUUGAACUGUUUAUAGUGCAUAGAAUAUAUAUUUAACUGUAAUCUAUUAUUUUAAUUAAAUGCUGAAUUUUAUUUCUACCUUUUAUCAACUAAAAUAAAGUUAUUGUUUCAAUGAAAUUUAUACUUAUUUCUUAACCCUAAUCGGUUGAACAUGGGUCAUUGGUGUCCAAAUAUUCUACUGUAAACAGUUUACAUGCCUCGGAAUUUUGAUGAAAAUUUUUAUUGAAAAAGGAAUUUUCAAGGCUGGCAACAGCUCUAUCGCAUAGUUAGAAGUCCAAAAAAGACCUACGAAUUUGUUCAGAUUUUUCCUUACAGAACAACAUAAUUAAAUAAGCGGCGGUCGCUAAUGACCCAUGUUCAACGUUUACGAGCACUGAAAACAACGACACCGGAUUAGGGUUAAUUAUUAUAAGUGAGGAUAAGGUUCAAAAGGGAUUAAAUAAAUCAUAAAAGAUAAAUUUUUUAUUGAGAAAGGUUUUAUUCAAUAAUUUUAGAGAUUUUUCAUUUUUUAUACUCAACAAUUUAUUCAUAAAGUUUUAUUACUAAAAAAUAUUUAUUAUUUAAAUGUUGAGUAUUUUUGUUUUAGUGUACGAAGCUGAAAGUAUAAAUUUUCAUUAAUUCAUACUCAAUGUCACAGCCAGUAUGAGUUUAAAUUGUUUAAUAAUUAUCAUAUAUUUAAAUCAGUAUUUAACUGAUUAAAAUUUUUAUUUCUUUAACUUUUGAAAAAUUAUUUAAGUUAAUUGUUUGUUUGUGUUCAGUUUUAAGUAUUUUAUUUUUUUAUCUCAUGAAGUAUCUUAUUAGUGUAAUAAUGAUUUCAUGAAUAAUGACAAUUUAAAUGAGAAUAUUUUUGUUUUUUAUAAAGUUUAAGUUGAAAAUUUUUUUAAUAAAUGUAUAAUUAUUUUAAUAUAGAAAUUUAAUUAGCAUUAGAACUUUUAAUCUUUAAUGUUGAGAUUAAAUAAAAAAAAAUUGAACAUAUCUACUAUAUUAAUGAUAAUUGUAUAGGGUGAUUUUAAAAGAUUUUUUUUAUUCGGAUCAAUUGAGAGUUUGAAUUGAGAAUAAUUAUUUAAUUAGAUAAAAAAAAUUAUUAGUACGUAUUAUUAUCAAGUUCUAAGUGCUAAUGUAAAUCAAUUACUCUGUAGUAUUUCCAUCACUCGUUAGUCUUUACACUUUAAAAGCUAAUCAGUCUAGUAUUUGCAGUCUUCUGAAUAAAACUAUUUACGAGUCACUAAAAAAAAAAUCAUAAUAUUUUAGGGGAAAUUUACGUUUGAAAAAAGAGAAUUUACUUUUGAUUAUGGAGAUAAUCUUAAAAAAAAAAAAAGUUAUAGUUCAUUUGUAAAUUUCAAAGUCGAAAUAAUUAUCACAUUUUAAAUUAUUAGACAAAGGUAAAGUCCCACGAUGUAGUCAGGUCUCGCCUGGUCUCAAAUCCCACGCCGCUGUUGAGUCCCACGCCGCAGUCAGAUGUAGUUCCAGGUCCCACGCCGCCGUCAGAUUUAAAUCCCACGCUGUAGUUGGUUCUAGUCAAGUUCCCACGUUGCUGUCUUGGUAAAGUUAUAUAUUAUAACAGUCGUGUCUUAGUUGAAUUACAGUCUGAUAUCGUCAAUGUUUUAAAAAUUUUCGUCUGUUAGAGUUAUUUCCCAAGACAGUUUAAUAUUUUCAUAUUUUAAAUAUUUUUAUUAUUUUGCUGAUAAUUAAUUUUAAUAUUGCACGACUCAUGAUGCGGAGCAUCAGAGUGUGCUUUACGAUCGAAAAAUUUUUUCCGCCUUACUUCGGCAACUAUUACGUUUGUUUCUUUAUGAUUAGUUAUAAUAAUAAUUGAUGAUGUUUAUCAUGUUUUAAAAUUUUUAAAUAUCCUAAAUUUAUUUACGGAUCAAAAUAUUCGCGUGAUUGUCAAGUUGUCUAAGUCAAGUCAAUAUAGUAAUGAUAAGUUUUUAUUUCAAUUUCUAUCAAGUUUUAAUUACGGUUAUUACUUUAAUGUAUGAGGCAAGGUGAUAUUUAGCAAUUAAUGUUUGGUGAUUUACGACAGUAAUUUAAAGUCCGCGAAGUAGCUUUCAUUAUAAUUUUAAUUUAUUCAUCGAUGUUAUUUGAUUAUUUGAUGUUUUGUAUGACCAUAAUCCGGAGUAUGUAAACUAUCUUUCAUGGUGAUUAUUAUAAAUUCAUCAAUAUCGCUUACUGUUUUAUAUCGUAAUAAUCCAAAGAACGCGAACCAGCCUUCAUAAUAAUUUAAAUUUGUUCAACGAUAUUAUUUGGUGUUUUGUAUGACGAUAAUCCGAAGUACGUAGCUAUCUUUCAUGGUGGUUUUUAUAAAUUUAUCAAUAUCGUUUACUGUUUUAUACCGCAAUAAUCCAAAGAACGCGAACCAGUCUUCAUAAUAAUUUUAGUUACUUCAUCGAUAUAAUUUGAUGUUUUGUAUGACCAUAAUCCGAAGUACGCAAAUUAUCUUUCAUGAUGAUUUUUAGAAAUUUAUCGAUAUCGUUUCCUAUUUCAUAUUGCAAUAAUCCAAAAAACGCGACCAGCCUUCAUGAUAAUUUCAAUUAUUCAUCGAUAUUGAUUAGUGCUUUAUAUGAAAAUUAUCCAAGAUACGCGAACUAGCCUUGAUUUGUUUUAGAAAUGGUGAAUGAAGAGAAUUAGUUGGCAAGAUGACCACAAUCAUCUUCAGUAACAAUGUAUACAAUGAUGAAUAUGUUUGAGUGUCGGUAAUACUAAUGAAAUUCGAAGAAAUACCAAAAUAAAUUGUGUAAAAUGGUGCUAAAACUUUUGGAGCGCUAUUUUGAUUGAGUUAAGAAGAAAAGGAACCACGAAACAAAAGCGGUGAACUAAAUAUCUGGAUCGUAUGACAAACAUUUGUGUUAAAAGAAAAUGACCGGAUUCUUUUUAGUUGCAAACGAACGGAAGUAUUGGCAAUUAUGUGUAGUUAGGCUAGUGUAUAAUUUUCGGCUCUGAUUGAGUCACGUCGCAAAUUUUAUGGUUACGGGUCUUCUAGUACUCUAAUCAAGUUAAUAAAAAUUAACACUUGGUUUAUGUUAAAUAUUAAUUGUCGCGAUAAAAAAAUUUGUAAAGAUUCUCGAUCCCACGACGACCCGCGGCGAAGUCCUCUUCAUCUUGACAUGUCCCUCGAAGUCCCACGAUGUUUACGGUUCACAGCAUCCGUCCGGGAAGCCCAAUCCUCUUCUACGAU
This is a messenger RNA of Microplitis demolitor, 3872 nucleotides long. RefSeq names its product 39S ribosomal protein L11, mitochondrial (gene mRpL11). The transcript is spliced from 3 exons. The record is from RefSeq and is a predicted model, not a curated record. Bases 104 to 694 code for a protein of 196 amino acids. Gene Ontology annotation, cellular component: mitochondrial large ribosomal subunit; ribosome. Gene Ontology annotation, biological process: translation. Gene Ontology annotation, molecular function: large ribosomal subunit rRNA binding; structural constituent of ribosome. Lineage: Eukaryota; Metazoa; Arthropoda; Insecta; Hymenoptera; Braconidae.